UCUUUCAUUUCCAUAAAACUUGGUGAGGAACCAAAAGUUGUGGGAGAUUUCGCAUCAGGACCGCACGGGGCGUCAGUGACUGGAGAGGCUCUGGGAACACCUCCAAACCAUUUUCCCACUGCCUGUGGAACACACGGGGAAUUACCAUGAAGCUGUUGUUGGGCAUUUCCGCCCUGGCUUUCCUGAUGCAGGCAGCCACUCCUCUGAAGAUCUGCGCGUUCAACAUCCAGAGCUUUGGAGACAGCAAACUGUCUAAUGAGGGGAUCUCGGAAAUUAUUGUGAAGAUCCUGUCGCGGUACGACAUCGCCUUGGUGCAAGAGGUGCGAGAUGCCGACCUGAGCGCCGUUAGUGAAUUGCUGGAGCGGCUCAACAGUGCCUCUAAGCACAACUACGCCUACGAAAUCAGCGAGUCACUGGGACGGGAGAACUACAGGGAAAUGUACCUCUUCCUCUACAGGACCACACGGUCUGCUGUUGUGGCCAAGUACCAGUACUCAGAUAAAAAACAAUGCCCUUCAGGCAGACCGCCUUUCAUUGUCAAGUUCUCGCCUCUCAACGCCAAAGACGACGAGCUGGUCCUGAUUCCCCUCCACACAGCUCCAAAUGACGCCGUGGCAGAGAUUGAUGCCCUCUAUGAUGUCUACUUGAAGAUCAUUGACAAGUGGGGGACGGAUAACAUGAUGUUCCUGGGAGACUUCAAUGCUGACUGCAGUUACGUGGGAAAGAACGCCUGGUCCUCCAUCCGCCUGCGCACCAGCGAGGUUUUCAAGUGGCUCAUCCCAGACUCUGUAGACACCACCGUGGGCAACUCCAAUUGCGCCUAUGACAGGAUUGUCGUGAGUGGUUCAAAGCUGAGGAAGUGGAUCGAUCCCAAGUCAGCCCAAGUGUUUGACUUCCAGAGCGCCUUCAAGCUGAGCCAAGAGGAGGCUCUGGCCAUCAGCGACCAUUUCCCGGUGGAGGUGACGCUGAAAUCUCGCUGAAGCUCCGUGCGACCUCGCAGCCUUGCUUUGACACCCUGUGCCGGAAAAGGGGUCCCGGCCACCCCUGGGUCUUCUCACACCACAGUUACGUGUUCACUCGCAGAC
Molecule: messenger RNA, 1085 nt
Organism: Podarcis muralis (Common wall lizard)
Lineage: Eukaryota; Metazoa; Chordata; Lepidosauria; Squamata; Lacertidae
Source: RefSeq, a predicted model, not a curated record